AUGUCGUUGACCUUCAAGCUUGCCUCUCUGGUCAUUCGUACUGUUGCAAAGCCCAUAGGCGCANNGAAUCGCAUCAAGCAGUCCGCCAGAGAACAUGACACCUUCCGUCGAUACUGCGUGGGCUUUGCCCAGGGCCUCCAUCGGGUAGACAUGCGCAUGCGAUUGGGGAUCCUACACGACGCUGCCGCUCAGGAACGCAUGCACGCUCGAGAAGCUGCAGAGGCCGCUGCCAAAAAGAGACAGACCGAGACACCAACCGUCAAGACAGAAACCCAACAACAAGCAGACGACGCAGCUGCAGCAGACCUCAAAGAGAAGAAGGCAGAAGCUCCGUCAAAACCCAGGAUCCGCCCGCUUUCCGAAUCCAGAGCCAUCGAACUAGGCGCCAACUUCCUCUCAGAAUCUUUCAUCUUCGCUGUGGCAGUCGGCCUGCUUGUCUGGGACCAAUGGCGCACGAGGAGGAAGGAGAGCACUCGAAGGGAGGGUGUAGAAGACCGAUUGGAUGCCUUGGAAGACCACACUCGCCAAAUCAUCGAUCUCAAAUCAGAGGUGGAACGACUGAAAACAAAAUACGAACCACUACCAAGUCCUGGAGAAGGCAGUAUGGACGACGAGAAGACGGACGAAUCUACUGCAAGUUUGACGACUCAAGAUCCUGCGACACAAAAGGCAGAACUUUCCAAAUCCAUAAGAAGCCUAGACAACGAAGAGAAAGCAGAAACCACCUCGCCGGCGGAGCAAAGCCAAUGA
This is a messenger RNA of Aureobasidium uvarum, 750 nucleotides long. The record is from the annotation of a GenBank genome assembly. NCBI's taxonomy places the organism in Eukaryota, Fungi, Ascomycota, Dothideomycetes, Dothideales, Saccotheciaceae.